This is a messenger RNA of Striga hermonthica, 1602 nucleotides long. NCBI's taxonomy places the organism in Eukaryota, Viridiplantae, Streptophyta, Magnoliopsida, Lamiales, Orobanchaceae. The record is from the annotation of a GenBank genome assembly.
AUGGCUCUAAACCAUACGAUUCGCAGGGCAGCUUCGAAAGUUGUACCUUUGGCCAUCUGGGCUGCCGCCGGAAGUCGAGGGUACAUACACAACCAAGCCGCGCCGGCACUUUCGUCCGCCGUCAGCCGUCCCUCGUGUAAUCCCUUGCAAAGGUCAUUUCUCCACCUUAACAGCAAGCCCGACUGUGACGUGUCACUCCUACGAGUUAUUGAGGCCGAGAUCAAGUUUGCCGUCGAGUCCGAGCAAGCGCACCAGCCGGAGGAGACCCCAGAGGAUUUUCCCUUCGAAAUUGAAGACUGUCUUCGACAGGGGACCAUAAUACUGAGAAGAGAAUUUGUAGGAGACAAAAUAACUGUUGAAGUUCACCCGCCUGAACUUAAGAAUGCUGAGGAUGAUGAAAGCUAUAAUGAUGUUCCGAGAAUCCCAUUGAUUGUUAGGAUCUCACAUAAGAAUGGACCCGUGUUAGAGUUUGGUUGUACUGCUUACACUGAUGAGAUUUUGAUCGAACGCUUGGCCUUUAAGCAUCCUGAGAUCUCUGAGGAUCAGGUUGCUUACGAAGGACCUACUUUUGAUGAUUUGGAUCAUACUCUGAAGAAUGCUUUCAACAAGUAUCUCAAAUAUAGAGGAAUCGAUGCCAGAAUAACCAAGUUUUUGGUGGACUACAUGAUCAACAAAGACUCAAGGGAGUACACCGAGUGGCUCAAGAACAUUCAGAAGUUGGUGGUGGUUGGCCAUAGCGUUUGGUGGACGGACGGUGGCCGUUUGGUGGCAGACAGAGGUGCUUUGUUGGCAGAUGGGGGUGAGGGGUGCCGUCCUUCGGUCACCGGUCUGGGGGUGAUCCCUCUGGGAGAAGAUUUUGGUCCUAUGGCGCGGAAAAUAAACGGUGUCGACAAAGAUGAAGACGAGAGGAGUGCUCAUUUAGGGGGAGCACAAAGGAAAGAAAAUUUGAGCGAACAAACUCAAGAAAAUAGAAGAUUUGAAGGAAAAUGUUAUAAUUGUGGAAAGAAAGGCCACAUAACGAGGAAUUGUUGGUUGAAGAAGAAGCCAACGGAAGGAAAUGCAGUCACGUCGGAUGAGGCACACAAAAGUGAAGAUGAAUGGGAUCUUGAAGCACUAUCAGCCGUAAUUGAAGAAGAAAAAUUUGGUGAAGAAGUCGAAAUGGCUUUAACGACAACGGUCGCUGAGCUUGUCAACUCAGAUGACGAGUGGAUAGAUAACUCGGGAAGCUCAAGUGACGAAACAAAAGACGUGAAGGAAUUAUCAAAUCCAGUCGAGUAUAGUGAAGAGCGUACGGUGACUGUUGACAACUUGAUGUUGUCAAUCUCCGACACAGGUGAGAAAGAGUCGACUAAGGAAGAUAGACUUGAAGACGAGCUAACAAUAAGCCACGAGAUACUAAACGAGCAUUGGAGAAAAGUAGAAGAUCAUUCAAGCGUCAAGAACCCACAAAAGCAAAGGUUAGCAAGAGUGUUUAACCAAAAUUCGAGGUACGAAAAAAUAUUUAAAGAAAUAUGCUCAUGCGGAAAUACAUUACUUGACGUAAGGUGGCCGGGAACAAUACACGAGCAACGGAAACAACGAACGAGCAAAAGUUGGUGUUGA